ACGCGACGUGUCAGAAGAACAGCUCCUUUUUAUGCUCCCAAUUCGAGAGUUAGAUCUCUGCGGUUGACUGUGAACAGAGUAAAAAAUGGCAACAACUGUCACCAAAAGAAAAGGGGUAUUUCGCAUCAGUGACUCGGAACCAUCCAGUGAAGUUGAGAAACACAGAAGGCUGCCUGAGCCCAAACUGGAAAUUCCCCAUUACGGACGACAGCGCAGCGACAGCGGGUCUCAAAUGUCCAAAAAGGCCUUUUGGCCCCUCGUGGCGGUCUCCCAGAUCUUCGGAGUGGCCUGCGUCGGAUUGGUCAUCACGUGGGUUAAAAAGUACUCUGGAGGCUUUUCGUGGAGUGAUGCAAACCUUCAAUUCAAUUACCAUCCUGUGCUGAUGGUUUUAGGACUCAUAUUUCUUUAUGGAGACGCAAUUUUAGUGUACAGAGUAUUCGCAUUUCUGCCUAAGCCUUUACUGAAGAUUAUCCAUGGCUUGCUGCAUGUGGCGGCCAUCAUACUGGCUGCCAUCGGUUUGGCCGCCGUGUUCUGGAAUCAUCGAAGAACCCUCAAACCUGACCUGUAUUCCAUUCACAGCUGGAUUGGAUUGGCUACCUACAUCAUGUUUUGCUUGCAGUACAUCGCAGGCUUUCUGGCAUUUUUCCUUCCUAUGACUCCUGUAAACGUGCGAGCUUUCAUUCUACCCUUUCAUCAGUUCUUCGGGACUGGAAUUUUCGCCAUGGCCAUUGCAUCAGCACUCAUGGGCAUCACAGAAAAACUCCUCUGGACUCCAAACUACUCAGCUGGUGCUCCUGCCGGCCUCAUUGGAAACUCCUUGGGAGUGCUUCUUGUUGCAUUUGGUUUCAUUGUUGUGUAUCUAGUAACAAACUCUUCUUAUAAAAGAAAAACCGCUGCCCUCCGAGAUACCAGCGCCCGUCAACUAAGCCGACUCAUUCACUAAAGUCACCGCCAUAAGACAGACGACAGUUUAUAUAUGCUAUAGGAGUUUAUCGAUGAUGCACCAUUUCAUGUUUCAUGUACAUAAACUUUUCAAUCAUGAAUAAAUUAUUUUUAUA
Uloborus diversus is the source of this 1058-nucleotide messenger RNA. RefSeq names its product transmembrane ascorbate-dependent reductase CYB561-like. Bases 86 to 943 code for a protein of 285 amino acids. Gene Ontology annotation, molecular function: oxidoreductase activity. Lineage: Eukaryota; Metazoa; Arthropoda; Arachnida; Araneae; Uloboridae. The record is from RefSeq and is a predicted model, not a curated record. The transcript has 6 exons.